Molecule: messenger RNA, 1796 nt
Organism: Drosophila innubila
Lineage: Eukaryota; Metazoa; Arthropoda; Insecta; Diptera; Drosophilidae
Product: SAM50-like protein CG7639
Exons: 5
Coding region: 211-1542 (443 amino acids)
Biological process (GO): mitochondrial respiratory chain complex assembly; protein insertion into mitochondrial outer membrane
Cellular component (GO): SAM complex; outer membrane
Source: RefSeq, a predicted model, not a curated record
GGUGCCGCACGCGUGCGUUUCAAGUCGAAAGAAAUUUGUUCAUAAUUUGGCCUGCUACAGCGUCCCCAGUUUGUUUAUAUUUUAUAGUAAUUCAUAACACAAAACGGAAAUUUAGAACGUGUCGCGUGUGGCUAAGAAAAGCAACAUCACAAAACAGUUAUUGCUAACCAACUAACACACUAAAAUCCUGCCCCACCAAACGAACACAAGAUGCCACAAUCACCGAAAGGCGGUGCCACGCCCAAGGAUCCCAAAUACGAUCUGGGAAAAAUAGGAGCACGCGUGGAUCGGGUUAAUGUCACCGGUUUACUUCGCACCCACAACGAUUACGUGUUGCGGGCGGCCGACAAUCUGUUCAAGGCGAGUAACUUUCAGGACAUGAUGCUGGAGGCGAUGGCGGCCAAGUCGUAUCUGCAUGAGCUCGGCAUCUUCAAGGACGUCAGCGUUCAUAUAGAUAUCAGUCGUGGUGCAGAUGCCACGCCUCAGGGUUACGAGGUGACGUUCAAGGGCAAUGAGUAUACUCGAAUUAUGGGCUCAGCAGGCACUGAAAUUGGCCAGAACGAGGGCUCCCUGCGCACCGAGCUGACCAUACCCAAUAUACUGGGUCGAGGUGAGAGCAUCUCGCUCCAGGGCAGCUACAGCAGCACCAGGGCUAACGAUCUUCAGCUCAAGUUCUGGAAACCCUUCUAUCAUACGCGAUUCCGCGAGAAUCGACCCGAAAUGUCUUUUAGUGUGUUCCGGCAAACGGAUCGUUAUGAUAUCAGCUCUUUUCAGACAACCAACUUGGGCUACUUGGUGGACUUUAGUGCACACACAAUGCUGGGUGUAGAUCUCACACACUCGCUGCAGUAUGAGAACUCAAUUAGGGAUUUGGGUUUGCUGAACAAAUCUGUUCCCUUUGCCAUACGCGAGCAUUGUGGUCCCAAGUUGGCAUCGUUGCUGCGGUAUUCGUUGAUCUAUGACAACCGAGAUGGCAGCGUGUUUCCAACUCGAGGCAUCUUAUUGAAGUCAGUCAACGAGUAUUGUGGUUUGGGUGGCAACAUUUCUUACACAAGCAGCACGGCACAUGGAGAGGUGAAUGUGCCACUAUUUGCGGGUCUGGUUGCACAGUUCUGUGGCCGUGUCGGCGUCAUGAAGGAAACUAAGAAAACCACAAUACUGCCCAUUAACAAUCUGUUCUAUUGUGGUGGACCUUUGACGCUUCGGGGCUUUAAGUAUGGCGGUGCUGGGCCCGUUGUCGAUGGCACGCCCAUUGGCGCCCAGACAUUCUGGUGCACAGGCGCACAUUUGUGGACACCUCUGCCGUUUGCCGGCGUCUUCAAGGGCCUGGCCAGUCAUUUUCGGAUGCAUUUCUUCUACAAUAUGGGCAACAGCAACAGCUUUAGCACGGACAACAUGCGCAGCGCAUAUGGCAUGGGAAUAGCUGUUAAGCUGGCGGAACGUGCUCGUAUCGAGUUGAACUAUUGUGUUCCUGUGCGUAGGCAAAACACUGACAAGGUCCUGAAUGGUUUCCAGUUUGGUAUUGGCUACGAAUUUGUCUAAAUUCUCGCGAUAAAUUUCAAUUGUACUUAGCUAUAGAAGAAGCCUCGAGAGUCCCCCACAAACGGAGCAAUGUAGCUGCCCAAAAAUAGUCACUGUUAGUUUUAAAUCUACGAUAUUUUGUUAAAUUUUUUUCGUCGAUGCAUUUUAUCAUCCUAAAAUUUACUUGUAAACAAGAACACAUAUUAAGUAUAGUUUAUAAGGCGUGUACAUAGAAAAUAUAAUGUUGAACAAAUAAAAAAAGUCGUUAAAUCAGA